Messenger RNA from Aureobasidium pullulans EXF-150, 1910 nucleotides. RefSeq lists its product as uncharacterized. The record is from RefSeq and is a predicted model, not a curated record. NCBI's taxonomy places the organism in Eukaryota, Fungi, Ascomycota, Dothideomycetes, Dothideales, Saccotheciaceae. The transcript has a single exon. Gene Ontology annotation, molecular function: protein binding. Bases 19 to 1452 code for a protein of 477 amino acids.
GCUUCAACACAAGGCACUAUGCAUCACGACCCGAAGUACGGUAAGGCUCUGUACCGUGCAGGCCGUGCUGCGUAUGAACUCUCGGACUAUGCUUUCGCUCUUAAGAUGUUCCAAAGACUAGUUGACGCUUUUCCGUCCGAUCAAGAUGGUCCCAAGGAAAUCAAGCGCACUAGACUGCGCAUGCAAGAAGCACAAAACGGCGUCUUCGAAUUUGAGGCUAUGGCUCAGGAGAUUGCAGACACAGCAGAUUAUCGCACUCAGCAGGCUAGCUACCUCCGCCGUAUUGAUGUACGCCCCAAAGGCUUGUUUGCUACGGAGAACAUUGCCGCUGGAGAGAUAAUUCUCUGUGAAAAGGCCUUCGUUGCUUCUAACACACCGAAGAACACGCCGGCUCUGAGUGUGAUGAUCAAUCCUACCAAUAACCGCGCACUGCAUGGUAGUCAUGUCGCCAUCUGGGUUGAAGCUGUACGCAAGGCUUUCCACAACCCAUCUUUGGGGGAGCACAUUCUAAACUUACACGACGGCUCGCCCGCCAAUCCUGCGACCGAGCCGAUUCCCCUCGUCGUUGACGGUAUGCCGGUCGUUGAUGUCUUUCGCAUGCAAAACAUCAUAGAGCACGCUGCCUUCGGGUUCACCGCGGACGAGAGCAGAAUCCGUAAGGACGUGCAAAAGGCUUUCAAGGUCGACUCGUCUGGUGUCUGGCCAGUUGCAGCUCGCAUGAAUCACUCUUGUUUAUUCAAUGCGAGCCGUGGCUUUGUUGGUGAUUUCAUCAUUGUUCGCGCGAGCAAGGACAUUCUUCAAAAUGAAGAGGUUACUGUCAUGUUUUGUCCUGCUGACGGCAACUUUGAACAGCUCCAACAAAACCUUGAGGGAUGGGGUAUAUGUUGUGAUUGUCGACUAUGCAAAGCAGAGAUCGAUUUUUUGAAGGGCGCAGAGAGCCGCGCAAGCGUCAUGUACGAGGUCACCCAGUUCCUGAAGGCACAACCUCUCCUGAAGGUCGCCCGCAUGCUUGUUGACGGCGAAAUCCCUUCUGACCUCGUCAAAGAGGCUAAGAGGCUCGAGAAGGCCUUACAGAAGACUUAUCCUCUAAAGCUAUUCGCUACCUGCGUGCCAAACACGAACAAGAUUAUCGAGCUCCUUCCGACAUUUGGCAUGGCCAACGUCCACGAGUGGCUGAUGUUUGCGCACUACCGCCAACCUCCGCGCGCACUCGACUACGCUCACUUCGUGUUGAUGGAUCAUGGAUACAAGGUGACCAUCCAGUCUUCUGGCAUCUCUCUCGACCGAACCAAUUGCGUUUUGAGUAUGACUGCUGUCAAGGCAAUGCAAUACAUCGAGCAUUUUUAUACCCAGGCAAACGUUAAGGAGGUCGCCAAAUCCGCCAGAGCUUUGGCUGAAGAGAUGCAUGUUACCUAUAAUGGUAGCAUGAUCGGAUACCAGGGUUGGUCAUAAGGAGCAUGUUGGGGUUGGACGGGGAACAGAUCCGUAAAUGUAGCUGUAGAAAUGCAAGAUUUCUGCCCUGUCAAGGGUGUCCUCCAUUGAAAGCGUGACAGUCAGCCUCUCUCUGCGGACGGGUGUUCCGAUGUCAAAAACAUUGUGCAUCGUUACAACUUGGAAUCACCUAGGCCUAGGCGUGGUCGCUGGAGCUUCGUAUAAGCUCCACUCUUGGUCGGCUGUUAUGGAGCAGCAAAGGAAGACGCCACUGCUUCCGUCAAAGACACUGUCUGCACCGGCCUGCACCGCAUUACGGCCAUCUACCCUGCCGGUUGUGCUGCUUACGUUCUCUCCGACUAUGAGGGCGCAAAUGGGCUAUAUCAAAUGCUUCUCAAAGUCUCACCGUCAGACGAUAACGAAGCAAGGCAACUGAGAUGCGUAUCAAGGAAGCUGAAAAGGGAAUCUACGACUUCGUC